This is a messenger RNA of Doryrhamphus excisus (bluestripe pipefish), 1808 nucleotides long. RefSeq names its product doublesex and mab-3 related transcription factor 2a (gene dmrt2a). The record is from RefSeq and is a predicted model, not a curated record. Gene Ontology annotation, biological process: regulation of transcription by RNA polymerase II; sex differentiation. Gene Ontology annotation, cellular component: nucleus. Gene Ontology annotation, molecular function: DNA-binding transcription factor activity, RNA polymerase II-specific; RNA polymerase II cis-regulatory region sequence-specific DNA binding. NCBI's taxonomy places the organism in Eukaryota, Metazoa, Chordata, Actinopteri, Syngnathiformes, Syngnathidae.
UUGGCUCAGUCCACCGCACGCAUGACUCGCCCUGCUCACUUACACUCAAUUAACACGUCAUUAAGUGCUUGCUACUUUCCCAGGACGCUGGACGGAGCCACAAUCCACUCGUGGAGGGCGUGGAAGCAGCCUGCCGCGAGCAUCCGUACAAACAUGACUGAGGGUUGCGAGUUCGAAAUCGACGUGGAGAGCGUGGAGGCUGAGGCCGACGAUCAGACCGACUGCUCCGGCCGACCCCUGCCGGGCUGCGCGGAUGCGGAGGAGGCGGCGGAGGAGGAGGGCGGCCGCGGCGACAGCAAACCGGGCCCGGGCCCCGGCGGCCUCAGCCCGGGCGAGCAGCGCAAGCUGAGCCGCACGCCCAAGUGCGCGCGGUGCCGCAACCACGGCGUGGUGUCGUGCCUGAAGGGACACAAGCGCUUCUGCCGCUGGAGGGACUGCCAGUGCGCCAACUGCCUGCUGGUGGUGGAGCGGCAGCGGGUCAUGGCGGCCCAGGUGGCGCUCCGGAGGCAGCAAGCCACUGAGGACAAGAAAGGACUAUCAGGGAAACAGAUUCCAGCAGAGAGGAGGACCAUCUAUCAGCGACAUGUUCGUCCGUCCACUCUGCUGGCCAAAAGCAUCCUGGAAGGGUUUCGCCCGGUGCCAUCCGACCCCUUCCUGGCCACCACCCCGUCCCUCCCGCCGCCGCUGAGCGACCGCAUGAGGAAGCGGCGCGCGUUUGCCGACAAGGAGCUGGAGAGCAUCAUGCUGGAGCGCGAGUACAAGGAGCGGGAGCUGCUGGAGAGCAGCCAGGCCUCGCUGCUCUUCCCAGGCAACGUUGUGCACCACGCCACCGACUACAACUCCUACAAGGCGGCGUACUCGCCCGCCGCCCAGCCUGAGGCGCCGCCCAAAGAGCUGUGCGGCCUGCUGGGGCCCGCCUGCCUGGAUGUGUCCAUGCCAUACUCUGCCGCCUCCACCAACGUGGAGCUCAUCUCGUCCAAUGUGAGCAUGGCCACCACUUACCGCCACUACCAGCUGCCGCCGGCACGUGGCGGCGGGUUUGUCAUGUGGCCCAGAGGGGCGGCGAACCUGGGCGACGCCCUGCUGUACCAGCAGUGCCUCUUCAAUGCCACGGCGGUGCAAAACAUGAAGCCCGGCGCUAUUUGGGAGCCCAAAGCCAUGGCCGCUGAGAGCCAGGCGCCAGAGCAGGACCCCACCGAUGUGCUCGCCGCCCUGCCGCAGGACCCCGCUGACCCAGUGAGAGCGGAGGCAAAAUCUGCCUGCGCUGCACAAGGCGGGCAGAGGGAGUGCUCGGCCUUCUAUCCCCCAAAGAGGAGCUUUGGAUCGGCCUUCCCUCACAGCUCGCUGUCCCACAAAGCGGGCAAGGACGGCGCCAAGUUCUCGGUGAAGGUCAACUCCACCUUCCACUCGCUCAUCCAGCACUCCCUGGCCGACAAGAACGGCUCCGGGCCGGACCUCAGGGCGCCGUACUGCAAAGAGCUGCUACAGGAAGCCACGCACAAGCUCAGGGAAAGUUCAGCCAAGGACGCUCAGGCUGCCAAAAUCACUGACAGGUACGCCAAGGACUUCUUGUCCAAGCCCGUCGGGACCAAGAUGGCGCCCUGCGAGUCCUUGUCCUUCUCCGUAGAGGCCAUCUUGAAAAGGCCGGCCAUGACUCGGGCGUUCCAUUGAAAUCUCAAUAAGGCUCCAAAAAGAACACUCGAGCUGUUUUUGUACAGUCUGGUAUCUUUUUUCACUUGCUGCAUGUGGAAUAACUUUAUUGUGAAAAGUAUUUAAACACUUUCCUCAUGGCAAUAAACUUCAUAAGA